Molecule: messenger RNA, 621 nt
Organism: Peromyscus leucopus (white-footed mouse)
Lineage: Eukaryota; Metazoa; Chordata; Mammalia; Rodentia; Cricetidae
Product: cell death-inducing p53-target protein 1-like
Biological process (GO): intrinsic apoptotic signaling pathway in response to DNA damage by p53 class mediator; tumor necrosis factor-mediated signaling pathway
Molecular function (GO): zinc ion binding
Source: RefSeq, a predicted model, not a curated record
AUGCCUAACGAGCCACACCCUCCUUAUCCUGGGCCUACAGCCCCACUCCUGGAGGAAAGUGGAGCCCCACCUACUCCAGGCGGUACCACCCCAGUGGUGAUGCAGCCGCCACCAGGCAUGCUACUACCCUCUGCUGACAUUGCUCGCCCACCUUAUGAGCCACUGGGUCAUCCAAUGCCUCAGCCUGGCUUUGCACCCCCUCACAUGAAUGCAAACAGAGCCUACAUGCCUGCAUGUUUCUACCCUCCUCCAGGCCCUCACCCACCUAUGGGCUAUUAUCCACCAGGACCCUACCCACCAGGGCUCUAUCCUGGCCUUGGGGGCCACACGGCCACAGUCUUGGUCCCAUCAGGGGCAGCCACCACGGUGACAGUGCUACAGGGAGAGACCUUUGAAGGUGGCCCCGUGCAAACAGUGUACCCCCACUGCCAGCAGGCAAUCACCACCAAGAUCUCCUAUGAGAUUGGCCUGGCGAACUUUGUACUGGGUCUCUUCUGCUGCUUCAUGCGGUGUGAUCUGGGCUGCUGCUGGAUCCCCUGCCUCAUCAGUGACUUCAAGGAUGAGACGCACAAGUGUCCCAGCUGCAAAGCCUACAUCUACACAUACAAGCGCUUGUGUUAA